This is a messenger RNA of Pungitius pungitius (ninespine stickleback), 2046 nucleotides long. RefSeq names its product eukaryotic translation initiation factor 4A1A (gene eif4a1a). Bases 77 to 1291 code for a protein of 404 amino acids. The record is from RefSeq and is a predicted model, not a curated record. Lineage: Eukaryota; Metazoa; Chordata; Actinopteri; Perciformes; Gasterosteidae. Gene Ontology annotation, molecular function: RNA helicase activity; ATP binding; RNA binding. The transcript has 11 exons.
UUGCAAUGAAAAAAGCCUUUUUGUGUGUCGUCAACGUAUAUAACACAUCUCUGCCGCAGUUUCUUUCUUUGGAAUAAUGUCGGCUGAAUAUGAUAAUAGAGACAAUGGCCCUGAGGGCAUGGAGCCAGAUGGGAUCAUUGAGAGCAACUGGAAUGAGAUCACUGACAGUUUUGAUGAGAUGAACCUGCGUGAGGCUCUUCUCAGGGGAAUUUAUGCCUAUGGUUUUGAGAAGCCCUCUGCUAUCCAGCAGAGAGCCAUUAUGCCUUGUAUCAAGGGAUAUGAUGUGAUCGCUCAAGCCCAGUCUGGCACUGGAAAGACUGCCACCUUUGCCAUUUCCAUCCUUCAGCAGAUCGAUGUGGAAAUGAAAAGCACCCAGGCUCUGGUCUUGGCUCCCACUAGGGAGCUGGCUCAGCAGAUCCAGAAGGUGGUGCUGGCUCUAGGUGACUAUAUGGGAGCCAAUUGCCAUGCCUGUAUCGGAGGGACCAAUGUUCGCAGUGAAGCCCAGAAGCUCCAGGCUGAAUCCCCUCACAUUGUGGUGGGAACCCCUGGCCGUGUCUUUGACAUGUUGAAUCGCAAAAACCUCUCUUCAAAGUUCAUAAAAAUGUUUGUGCUGGAUGAGGCUGACGAGAUGCUUAGUCGAGGAUUCAAGGACCAGAUCUACGAGAUUUUCCAGAAACUGGCAAGCAGCACGCAGGUUGUCCUUCUGUCAGCCACCAUGCCUGCCGAUGUGUUGGAAGUCACAAAGAAGUUCAUGCGUGAACCAGUUAGAAUCCUGGUGAAGAAGGAGGAGCUGACCCUUGAGGGCAUCCGUCAGUUCUACAUCAACGUGGAAAAAGAGGAGUGGAAACUGGAUACGCUGUGUGACCUCUACGAGACCCUGACCAUCACACAAGCGGUCAUCUUCAUCAACACAAGGAGGAAAGUGGACUGGCUGACUGAGAAGAUGCAUGCCAGAGACUUCACUGUGUCUGCUCUGCACGGUGACAUGGACCAGAAAGAAAGAGACUUGAUCAUGAGGGAGUUCCGCUCUGGUUCCAGUAGGGUCCUCAUUACCACUGACCUGCUGGCCAGGGGUAUUGAUGUCCAGCAGGUGUCCCUAGUCAUCAACUACGACCUGCCGACCAACAGGGAAAACUACAUCCACAGGAUUGGUCGGGGUGGUCGGUUUGGCAGAAAGGGAGUUGCCAUUAACAUGGUUACCGAGGACGACAAGCGAACCCUGAGGGACAUUGAGACAUUCUACAACACCACGGUGGAGGAGAUGCCCAUGAAUGUGGCCGAUCUUAUCUAGAUGACUCCACCGUCCACCCUCUCCCCACUUGUUUUAGCAGUCAAAACCUUGUUUUCUUAUACAAUCUGAAUUCUAAGAACGUUCUUUUGCUAAAUUCCACAUGACUUUACCCUUUACAUUCUUGGGGAGGGAAGAAUAUGGCCAACGUUCCUCCCUUACCGUUGACUUUUUUGUUUUUUGGCCAUUUUGGAAGGAUGGAAUUACUGAUCUGCUUGCCAUAGUCCAUUACCCCACAACCUAAAUUUGUUCUCCCUCCACUCCAAACCAUAACGCUUACACAAAUGUGUUUUUUGAAACAAGGACUUUUAAUAUCAAACAAGCAAGUUUGUAAUUUGGUCUCACACGUGCAAAAAAUACCCGCGUUUCCAAAAGUGCAUUAAGAAAAAAACAUGCCCCAGUAAAUUUGAUGUUUGGAAAUAAUCUAGUUUGGUCAGCGGAGGCUUUAAAAAAACAUUGAGGAAAAAAAACUGCUUAACGUUUACACUAGCCCAGAGAUACCUGACGCUUUUGUGAAAUGUGGCUAUAAUUUGCACCCGGAUAUGAACGAGGGGCUUAAACUGCAGUUUAGUUUGGACUCUAAGGCACCAUUGCUCUAGAUGAAAUGGGAAGUGCUGCAUUUGACCAGAUCAGUAUUUAAGCAACCUUCAGUGUACUGCAAACAGCCUUUUAACUCCCAUCCCUGAUCAUGUUAAGAGGUUUCUGGGGCUAGAGUACACAGGGCAUAUUCAAUAAAAAGACCUAUAUAGUAAAAUCCA